Messenger RNA from Ylistrum balloti, 1077 nucleotides. RefSeq lists its product as uncharacterized. The coding region runs from base 1 to 1077 and encodes 358 amino acids. NCBI's taxonomy places the organism in Eukaryota, Metazoa, Mollusca, Bivalvia, Pectinida, Pectinidae. Gene Ontology annotation, molecular function: protein binding. The transcript has 2 exons. The record is from RefSeq and is a predicted model, not a curated record.
AUGGACGAACCGUUACAAAUGAAUGAUCUUAUGUGUCCUUCGAAUUCUUCAAGUGGCAGUACACAUACGAGUGACCUCAGUAUUGACAACAAAUUGUUAGUGGAAAGCGGGUGCCAGGCUGGUCGAAGUUUUGUUGAAAAUAUCAACAAUACCAAAGAAGAGCUGAACGCUUCUGUUAGCAAGUCUGAGGAAGGUUUCUUAACACCCACUGUGAUGUCACGUAGUAUUAAUUCUCCUAACAGACCACCAUCCCCCCAGCUAGAAUCUGUCAUCAGAAAAGACGGCACCCCUGAAAAACUCACACGGACGAACAAAGACGGGCAGAACGGCAAAGAUCGUGAAAUGGAUCACGUGAAUAAAGAUGUAGGGACUGAAAAAGAUUCGGAGUCGAUAGCGGCAAGUUUCUUACAAGCCAAUGACACUUCGGAUCUGCGACUAGUGUGUGGUGGCAAGCCACUGUACGUAUCUAGGAUCGUACUGUCUAUCAUAUCUCCCGUCCUAAAACAAAUGUUUGAUAACCGAUCACGGGAACAAAGCGUCAUAGAAAUCCCGCUACCAGGGAGAUCCUUUGACGAUAUGUUGGAAUUCCUGUGCUGUGUGUAUCCUGAUAAAUUAAAACCCGUGACAGAAGAAAACGUGAUGACACUGCUUGACUUAGCUGUGGAUUACAAAGUUGCGAGUUUGAAAUUACGAUGCGAGCAAUAUCUUCUUGAAGAGUUAACCCGGAACCGGAAGAGUGUAUCUCCUGACAAUUUGGUCAAGACGAUCCAACUUGCGGAUCAGUACGGAUUGAGUAGUGUCCAGCAACACUGUUUCGAAAUAGCAACUCGUACAUCAUCGGACUUACUGGAAAACGUUCAAGGGUUCUGGGAUUUGUCCCACGUUCACACUGCCACUAUCUUUCUGCAGAGAUUGAAAUUAUUUGAAUCGGCUUCUAAAAAAGUGUGCAAGCGACUGAAAGAAGUAGAAGCUCAUUGUAGUUUGUAUCAUAAAAACGAAAGAUGGGGAGAUAGCUUAUGUAACAAAUGUUUGGCGAGUGUGGGGAAAGUAGCGGCCGUGGAAAUAGCACAGUUAUAA